AUGGGUGAUAAGCCUGGCGCGAAACCUGGGGCGCCAGCACCAAAGCCCAUGAUGCCCAAAUACAUGAACUUCAUCAUAGGUGGAGCUAGCGGGAUGUUGGCAAUUUGUGUAGUGCAGCCUGCCGAUUUGUUGAAGACCCGUAUGCAGCUACUGGGUAAAAAGGGGAAGGAAAUGGGCUUGGCGAAUGUUGCCAAGUCUAUCAUUAAGCACGAGGGCAUUUUCGGUUUCUACGUGGGCUUAUCAGCUGCCCUUCUCCGACAAGCUACUUAUGGCACGGGCAGGCUUGGUGCUUUCAAUGCGUUGUUCGAUUUACACAAAGCUCACUACGGUCCCCCCUCGUUCCCCAAGAAGAUUAUUUUGGGAAUGGGCGCCGGAGCCUUUGGCGCGUACAUCGGCACGCCGGCUGAAGUGGCACUGAUCCGCAUGACGGCUGACGGCAGACUGCCGCCAGAGAAGAAGAGGAACUAUAAGAACGUCUUCAACGCCUUAGCCAGAAUAACGCGCGAAGAAGGAAUAACGACACUGUGGAGAGGCGCCAGCGCCACUGUCAGCAGAGCUAUGGUCGUAAACGGCGCCCAACUGGGUACCUAUUCACAGGCUCGAGAAGUACUGAUGUCAUAUAUGGGCGACGGCUUACCACUUCACGCGGUGUGCGCGAUGAUCGCUGGGUUCAUCACCACUGUUGCCUCGCUUCCUGUCGACAUCGUCAAGACCAGAGUACAAAAUUCAGAAACAGGCGCGGGCCAAAUGGAAGUACUGAGGAACGUCAUCAAGAACGAGGGUAUCAUCACCUUGUGGAGCGGCUUGCUGCCAACUUACGCCAAGAUAGGACCCAUGACCAUCCUUAUAUUUGUAUUCCUUGAACAGCUUAACAAACUGUACUUCACAUUAACGGCUCCGCCUCCGCCGAAGUAAUUCAACCAGGAGCUCGUAUAAGUUCAAGUGAAUUGAAAUAAUAAAAAGGGCAAAACGGGGAUCACGCAAAAAAAAAACGAAAAAUUUUAUAAAAUUAAAAAAGCGGAUUGUUAGGUGCUGCGCUAACAAUUUUAAUGGGAAUAAGAAACUAAAAAAAUAUAGGAAAAAGUGUUUUCCCGUUUGUCCUCGUGAAAUGGGCUCCUUAAUGGUGAGAGUUGAGCAAAGUGAAAGUCUCUGUACAUCCAAUAAAACAGUAACAUUAUCUCGGUACUACUUGUUUUAGUAAAGAGGCCGUGAUGGAAACUCAAAGAAAAUUAGUUUCUUUCAAUAUGGCGGUACAAAACAGGUACAUCUAUAGGUCAUGUUGCUGUCCAUCACACAUUUCGUGCGACAUAAGCCACUAUUUCUGUAUUACCGGGUACCAAAACUUGCAUUUUUCAGGAAAUAACCAGCUUCAUAACAGUCGUAUUUUUUUCUCGGAGUGAUAAUAUUAAAAAUUAGCAAACAUGGAAAGAGUGCUAUGAAAAAAGUAAAAUCACUUCAUCAAUUUAAUGUUACAGGUUGAUUCCUUUUUCAACUAGCUAAGUAUAUAAAUGACAUUUUUAAGAUCCGUUUUUUAACGCGAUACGAUUUUAAUUAAUUACAAUCGUAAAUGUGAAACUUGUAGUUUUGGUUCCCAUAACCGGUGAAAUGUUAUUUUUUUAAGCUACCUACAAUCUUCACCCAUUAAGUCCAAUAUACAUAGUUUUUAUUUAUUAUCCAUUACGACUUUAUUAUCCAUAACUUUUGUCUUUCUACGCAUGUACUUAUUUUAAGAUUUUUUUUUAUUUGUUACUAGCCAAUUUUUACAUAUUAUGUAACACUGAAAUAGAUGUUUAUGUCACAAUUGAGCGUCUUUUGGUAAUAAAGUAAACUUGUUUGGAUAGUAAAAAA
Molecule: messenger RNA, 1848 nt
Organism: Helicoverpa zea (corn earworm)
Lineage: Eukaryota; Metazoa; Arthropoda; Insecta; Lepidoptera; Noctuidae
Product: mitochondrial 2-oxoglutarate/malate carrier protein-like
Exons: 6
Coding region: 1-915 (304 amino acids)
Biological process (GO): oxaloacetate transport; thiosulfate transport; phosphate ion transmembrane transport
Molecular function (GO): oxaloacetate transmembrane transporter activity; thiosulfate transmembrane transporter activity; succinate transmembrane transporter activity
Source: RefSeq, a predicted model, not a curated record